GUUCACAAUGCAGAGCACUGGAAACAGAAAUGUGAAUCUCAACAAAACCACAAACAGAGACUUCAGGAAGAGUGUAAAGCUCUUGAAAAUAAAAUCAUUGGUAUGCAGAGCACAAUAGAGAGUUUGAAAGAACAGAUCCAGGAUCUAAAAGAAAGCCACAGGGAAAGCUCCGGCUUGAGGUGUAGAAUGUGUGACCACCUGCAGCGGUUGAAUGAGGCGUACACCAACAAAAUACGAGAGAAAGACCGAAGGAUAGCUGACCUUGAAAACCAGCUGUUUGAAUGCACAAAGAAUUUGUCAUUAGAGAAGACUUGGACCUCAUCAAAUAAUACUCCACAUAAACCAAGGAGACAACAGAAAGCAUCCCUCAACACAAGUUUAAGAAGUGAAAGCCCAGAUUCAAGAAGUCGCAACACCCCAAACAAACCCAACACAGUAAAUAAAGAAGCAGUCACAGCAACUAUAGACAACAGGAGUAUAGAGUCCAGCCUUGGGGAGAGCACCAAAGUCAACAGUGAGGAAAAGGGUCCAAAGUUACGUCUCCGCACUCGCAAACGAAACAGAUACACUGAGGAUCCUUCUCCUGAAAACAAGCGACAAAAAAUCCAUUCCAAAGACUACACUGAGGAAGAAUCCAGCCAGUUGUUGGUUCCUGAAACUUGUGACCCAGAUAUCAUAGCUGUGGAUCAUGAGGAAUCUCCGGGAGAGGAGGAGGGACAUCAUCUGAUCCCGGACACAGAAGCUGGGGUCGAGGGGACAACGUCUGACAGUGAGUCUGACCCUGAUGAGACUGUUCCCCCUGGGUCAGUGGAGAUAUGUCCAGAGCCAGUGUCUGUGGGGGUUCCUCUGAAUGGAAGCAUUGACCCAGUGGUACAACUGUCUGUGCUGUGUGACGACUCUCAGAGUCUGAAGUCUUAUUCCAAAGACUACACUGAGGAAGAAUCCAGCCAGUUGUUGGUUCCUGAAACUUGUGACCCAGAUAUCAUAGCUGUGGAUCAUGAGGAAUCUCCGGGAGAGGAGGAGGGACAUCAUCUGAUCCCGGACACAGAAGCUGGGGUCGAGGGGACAACGUCUGACAGUGAGUCUGACCCUGAUGAGACUGUUCCCCCUGGGUCAGUGGAGAUAUGUCCAGAGCCAGUGUCUGUGGGGGUUCCUCUGAAUGGAAGCAUUGACCCAGUGGUACAACUGUCUGUGCUGUGCGACGACUCUCAGAGUCUGAAGUCUUAUUCCAAAGACUACACUGAGGAAGAAUCCAGCCAGUUGUUGGUUCCUGAAACUUGUGACCCAGAUAUCAUAGCUGUGGAUCAUGAGGAAUCUCCGGGAGAGGAGGAGGGACAUCAUCUGAUCCCGGACACAGAAGCUGGGGUCGAGGGGACAACGUCUGACAGUGAGUCUGACCCUGAUGAGACUGUUCCCCCUGGGUCAGUGGAGAUAUGUCCAGAGCCAGUGUCUGUGGGGGUUCCUCUGAAUGGAAGCAUUGACCCAGUGGUACAACUGUCUGUGCUGUGUGACGACUCUCAGAGUCUGAAGUCUUAUUCCAAAGACUACACUGAGGAAGAAUCCAGCCAGUUGUUGGUUCCUGAAACUUGUGACCCAGAUAUCAUAGCUGUGGAUCAUGAGGAAUCUCCGGGAGAGGAGGAGGGACAUCAUCUGAUCCCGGACACAGAAGCUGGGGUCGAGGGGACAACGUCUGACAGUGAGUCUGACCCUGAUGAGACUGUUCCCCCUGGGUCAGUGGAGAUAUGUCCAGAGCCAGUGUCUGUGGGGGUUCCUCUGAAUGGAAGCAUUGACCCAGUGGUACAACUGUCUGUGCUGUGCGACGACUCUCAGAGUCUGAAGUCUUAUUCCAAAGACUACACUGAGGAAGAAUCCAGCCAGUUGUUGGUUCCUGAAACUUGUGACCCAGAUAUCAUAGCUGUGGAUCAUGAGGAAUCUCCGGGAGAGGAGGAGGGACAUCAUCUGAUCCCGGACACAGAAGCUGGGGUCGAGGGGACAACGUCUGACAGUGAGUCUGACCCUGAUGAGACUGUUCCCCCUGGGUCAGUGGAGAUAUGUCCAGAGCCAGUGUCUGUGGGGGUUCCUCUGAAUGGAAGCAUUGACCCAGUGGUACAACUGUCUGUGCUGUGCGACGACUCUCAGAGUCUGAAGUCUUAUUCCAAAGACUACACUGAGGAAGAAUCCAGCCAGUUGUUGGUUCCUGAAACUUGUGACCCAGAUAUCAUAGCUGUGGAUCAUGAGGAAUCUCCGGGAGAGGAGGAGGGACAUCAUCUGAUCCCGGACACAGAAGCUGGGGUCGAGGGGACAACGUCUGACAGUGAGUCUGACCCUGAUGAGACUGUUCCCCCUGGGUCAGUGGAGAUAUGUCCAGAGCCAGUGUCUGUGGGGGUUCCUCUGAAUGGAAGCAUUGACCCAGUGGUACAACUGUCUGUGCUGUGCGACGACUCUCAGAGUCUGAAGUCUUAUUCCAAAGACUACACUGAGGAAGAAUCCAGCCAGUUGUUGGUUCCUGAAACUUGUGACCCAGAUAUCAUAGCUGUGGAUCAUGAGGAAUCUCCGGGAGAGGAGGAGGGACAUCAUCUGAUCCCGGACACAGAAGCUGGGGUCGAGGGGACAACGUCUGACAGUGAGUCUGACCCUGAUGAGACUGUUCCCCCUGGGUCAGUGGAGAUAUGUCCAGAGCCAGUGUCUGUGGGGGUUCCUCUGAAUGGAAGCAUUGACCCAGUGGUACAACUGUCUGUGCUGUGUGACGACUCUCAGAGUCUGAAGUCUUAUUCCAAAGACUACACUGAGGAAGAAUCCAGCCAGUUGUUGGUUCCUGAAACUUGUGACCCAGAUAUCAUAGCUGUGGAUCAUGAGGAAUCUCCGGGAGAGGAGGAGGGACAUCAUCUGAUCCCGGACACAGAAGCUGGGGUCGAGGGGACAACGUCUGACAGUGAGUCUGACCCUGGACAUGAGGGGACAGGGAAUCGAUACAGUCUCCGUAGUUCUCUCUUCAGUCCUUCAUCUGAAGAGUCCGAUACAAUCCUCAAAUCUCCAAGGAGAAAGGCAGCAGACAAGAAAACAGGACAGUGCCAUUCAGAGGAAGUUAAGAAGAAAACGAGUGAAAAGGACAGUAAUUCUGACAAGAAACUACCAUUAGUGGAGGGAUGUGAUGGCUACAUUCAAUCCUCUCCCAUAUGCCAGGUUUACAAGAAGUCUAAUUUAGAAUCUCCAGAUGUAAACAAAACAGACGCUGGGGUGGAGUCUGACGCUGAAUCUCCAUUACUGCUGAAGAUAAACAAGAACUUAGAUGAAAAAGGAGCAAAGGAGGGUAGCCCUGCCAAGUCUCGAUUGUUUGCUGAGGACUGUGAGAGUAUUGUGUCUCCUGUUGCUAACAGUUCAUUGAGUAAAUUCAGGAGUCUGUCUCAGGGCAGCAGGCAGAGAGGGAGACUUAACCAAAGUAAACUGUCGUGUUCGGAGGAGAGGAAGAGGAAGUCGGAGAACGGUGAGAGUUGGCUUAACUCGACUAAGCCAGCGGUAAAGGAUUCCCCGACCCUGAGACAGAGUACACCGAGUCAGGUGUUUAUGAAUGUUCCCACAAAACCCCAGCCAGAGAAGUCCACAGAAUCAGAUGAUAUCCAGGAGGCCAUUGAACUGUCUCUUAGAGACCAGGAAAAAAGUAGUUGUGAGUAUGCAGAUGUGGACGUGGCGCAGAAAGAUAAUCUGUCACUAUUCAAACGACACAUAACACCAAUGAAAUGUAUAAAAUCAGCUGGUAAUGUCCUCAGUUUCAAAAAGAGAAAAAGGAAAAAUAGACAGACCCCUAUUGACUGUGACCCUGAUGAGACUGUUCCCCCUGGGUCAGUGGAGAUAUGUCCAGAGCCAGCGUCUGUGGGGGUUCCUCUGAAUGGAAGCAUUGACCCAGUGGUACAACUGUCUGUGCUGUGUGACGACUCUCAGAGUCUGAAGUCUGAUGAUUUACCCGACAUAGAGCCCUAUACAGAGGAAGACGGAGCAUGGAACGUGGAGUCCUAUACAGAGAUCGACAGAGCAGAAAACAGCUCACAGAUCGGGAACCUGACAGAUUUCAGAAUCGAGGAUUUGAGAAAGGCUCCUAAUCCACUAACCUCCACCUAUAUUGAUGUUGAGAAUCCACCUCAUGGAGUGGAGGAUGGCUCCCUAUCUGUUCCCUGUAGUGCAGUGUUAAGCAGUGGAAAGAGAAAAAUUAUUAGGAUUCCUGACAACUCAGAGGAUUCCAAUAGUGAAAGUUUGAUGCCAAAUCAUGAUGAUAGCUUUGACAGAGUACCUGGUAAGGAGCAGCCAAACUUUGCUCAUGUGGACGUCGUCAGGAAGCAAGACGAGCGCCGACGUCUGCCGGCUCACAAAUGUGGGGAGUGCCGGGAGUACUUUGAGGGGAUGGGUCUGUCUGAGGAGGAGAUACAGAAGAGACUCCAGACGUGUUCCAGACACCGCGCCAAGCAUGCCGCUCCUGGAACUCCAGAACAUUUCUGGGACAUCGGGAUGGAGGACACUUUGGAGUGUGAGGAAAGAGGAUAUGUGAACACAAAGGAUCCAGAUGAAGGCAAGCCGAGGUUCAGGAGGAAAAGACAACUGAAUAAAAUGUUUAAAUCUAAAAAAGAGGAAGAAGGAUGAAACCAGGGGCAGCAACUCAGGAAAUCAUUUGAAUAAUUUACAUGUAUACCAGUAUGUGAUUUCAGGGACCAGAAAAUAUUUUAGCAAAACUUGCUGAAAACUGACUUAAUUUGUUAUUUAUUUUAACUGUUGUUUUAAGUUUCAUGUGUAUAUUAAUUAUACACAGUCAAAUAUUCCAAGUUGUACAUGUAUUGAAUUUACUAAUAUAUAUAAACUGGUAUAUUCCAAGUAUUAUUUAUCCGACUGUAAAACAGACUUUAAAAUAGUAUAUUCAUUAGUUGUUUUAUAUACAAUCUUUACACAUAUCAAAUAUCAAUUUUGUACAUAUGAAAUAAUAAAAUCAACAUAUGAUGGAAUUUUUUUGUCAUUUGAAAUACACUUA
This is a messenger RNA of Magallana angulata, 5014 nucleotides long. RefSeq lists its product as uncharacterized. The record is from RefSeq and is a predicted model, not a curated record. Bases 103 to 4632 code for a protein of 1509 amino acids. NCBI's taxonomy places the organism in Eukaryota, Metazoa, Mollusca, Bivalvia, Ostreida, Ostreidae. Gene Ontology annotation, cellular component: site of double-strand break. Gene Ontology annotation, molecular function: double-stranded DNA binding; single-stranded DNA binding; Y-form DNA binding. Gene Ontology annotation, biological process: double-strand break repair via homologous recombination; DNA double-strand break processing involved in repair via single-strand annealing. The transcript is spliced from 10 exons.